CCCUCCGGAGUCGGUUCGCGAGCUGUCAGCGCCAGCGCCAGCGCUGCGGGGCGCGGGGUGGGCGCGGCCGAGCGGGUUCCGGAGCCGGUCCCCAGCCCGGCCCGCGACCCCAGGCUCUGCAGCUGCCCGCUCGGGCCUCCUGGGCCCCACACUUCCCGCCGCGCCCCUCGCUUUCGGCCCUCCCUCGCUCGCCAGCGGGUCGGUCGGGCACCCGAGACCCCGCGGGGCCGAGGCUGGUGACCCGCGGGCGACCAGGCCCCGGGCCGCGGCCACCUCGCCAUGUCCUCGGGCCGUGACGCCAGCAGCCAGUUCCCACUGCACCUUCUGGUCUGGAACAACGACUACCGGCAGCUGGAGAAGGAGCUGCGGGACCAGAAUGUGGAGGCUUUGGAUCCACGAGGGCGGACAUUGUUGCACCUUGCCGUUUCUUUGGGGCAUCUGGAAUCUGCUCGGGUCUUAUUGCGACAUAAAGCAGAUGUGACCAAAGAAAAUGGCCAGGGAUGGACAGUUUUACAUGAAGCUGUGAGCACAGGCGAUCCUGAGAUGGUGUACACCGUUCUUCAGCACCGGGACUACCACAACACAUCCAUGGCCCUCGAAGGAGUUCCUGAGCUGCUACACAAAAUUCUCGAGGCUCCAGAUUUCUAUGUGCAGAUGAAAUGGGAAUUCACCAGCUGGGUGCCCUUGGUUUCUAGAAUAUGCCCAAAUGAUGUCUGUCGUAUUUGGAAAAGUGGUGCCAAACUGCGUGUUGAUAUCACAUUGCUGGGAUUUGAAAACAUGAGCUGGAUAAGAGGGAGACGCAGUUUCAUAUUCAAGGGAGAAGGACCUCACUACGGAAUGUGCCACCGCAAACAACCCCACGGCCAUCACACCGGAUGAGUACUUUGACGAAGCCUUUGAUCUGAAAGACAGGGACAUUGGAAGGCCAAAAGAGCUGACGAUUAGAACCCAGAAGUUUAAAGCAACACUGUGGAUGUGUGAAGAGUUCCCCCUCUCGCUAGAGGAACAGGUCAUUCCUAUCAUCGACCUCAUGGCCCGGACUAGCGCUCAUUUUGCAAGAUUGAGAGAUUUCAUCAAGCUGGAGUUUCCACCUGGAUUCCCUGUCAAAAUAGAAAUCCCCCUAUUUCAUGUUUUAAACGCACGGAUCACAUUUGGAAACGUCAAUGGCUGUAACACUGCUGAAGAAAGUCAGAAUGUGGAAGGGAUCCAGCCCCACACAGCUUCUGACAUCACUAACUUUGAGGUUGAUCAGUCUGUGUUUGAAAUCCCCGAAUCCUACCACGUUCAAGACAAUGGCAGAAAUGUUCACCUGCAGGAUGAGGAUUAUGAGAUAAUGCAGUUUGCCAUCCAACAGAGUCUGCUGGAGUCCAGCAGGAGCCAGGAACUUUCAGGACCAGCUUCAAAUGGAGGGAUCAGCCCCACACACAGCUAUGAUGCCCAGUAUGAGAGGGCCAUCCAGGAGAGCCUCCUGACCAACAUGGAAAGCUCGUGCCCAGGUGCCCUGAGUGAGUCAAGCCGUUUUGAUAGUGACCUACAGCUGGCCAUGGAGCUGUCUGCCAAAGAGCUAGCGGAGCAGGAGCUUCGGCUCCAGGAGGAGGAGGCUGAACUCCAGCAAGUCUUACAGCUGUCACUCACUGAGAAAUAGAUCUUUCUGUCCACAGGCUGUACAAAGCAGGGGCUCUGGGCUGAACAUGAGUGCUGCAGUGUCAGCUGAGGCCCUAGGACUAGAGCCUACACUUGGUGCAGCUGCCUCUUCUUUACACAGAGGUGCAGGACCAGGGACUCCCGGGCCCAUCUAGGGUGGCAGUCCCAAGGACACUGUCAUAUGCUCCACUUCCACCUCGGUCCAUUCCCCAGAGUGGAGAAGGGGGAACUGGCAGGCCCAUCUCCAGGCUGAGGGGGGGAGCACCGCCAUUUCCAUUCAUUGUACUGGCUUGCAGGUCACAUUUUUACUACCAGCUUUAAGACAGAGACGCCAUCCAGCAGGUGUGUAGCUGCAUUUCUAAUCAGAAGUGAUGACAGAACAAGUCACUGCAGAGUUGGUGCUUUUCUAUUCGAGAGUAACAGCAGGCUUUGUAGAGUGAAGUGAGAACUUGAGACCUUCCUUCUUGUUCACCAAAGAAACGGGUUGUGCCGAUUCCUCUUUUCCUUCCCUUUCUACAGGGUUCCUAGGACACUGUCACAUGCUCCACUUCCACCUCAGUUCAUUCCUUUUCAGCCCCAGCUAAUGUUAGAGAGGAUAUGUACAGGAUCUAUUUUAGAUUAUGGUUAACUAUUUGCAUCAAAUUAAGAUAUACAAAUGACCACGGAUGUUGCCUUAGCCUUAAAAAUUACUAAUAGUUUCAAGCCACCUUACUUACCUGCUGAGGGAUCUGAUUUCAAUCUGUAAAGGCAGUUCUUUGAGAGCAGGAUCCCCCAGGUUAUACAGAAGGCAGCUAAUCCUGUCCUUGGAGGAGCACCUAGGGGAAUCCCUGGCUGGUUCUCACAGUGGGCAAGCUGGCCAAACCACUGGAACAGCAGAGACCCAUCCAGGGUGUGUUCUGUGCCUGCUGCAGUGAAGGAUUUUCCUCAGAGCUUGGGGAGAACCUGCCUUGUGGCCUAGCAGCACUAGAGGAAGGGAUGAUUUGAAUCAGAAAGGAGCUCACAUGGAACAGCACUCUUCGUCAUCAAGGGAAGGGAUGGUUCCACAUUGCUUUUUAGAGUUCAAAUCAACAUCUUUCUGGAUAAGUAUAUUUUUUAACAGAAUCUUUUUAUUAUUUUUAAAAGAUAUAAAAAUGACUACUCCCAUCAGUAGCAAUACAAGGUUAUGCAUUUUAACCAGUUUCUCAGGCCUUUUUUGGAUACCUUUAGUAGUUAACUAUUUUGUCUAAUCCUCCUGUAAAUACCCACCCCAUAACAGACCCUGGGGAGUACCACCAAGGGCACCUCUCACCCUGGCCCUCGUGAUCACUCCUCCAGGCUGUGCUGCAACCACCUGGUGAACAGUAUCUCCUGUGUUUUGUGUCUGUUUCCUGUUGCGCUUCUUUUGGGAUAGGAAGAGAAUCUACUGUUCCUGUGAAUAUCUGGAUGAUACAACUGUUGCCAGUCAAAUGUUCCUAGACACAAAGAAUUGUGAUUUUAAUUCCUCACAGCCAUCUGCCUUUUUUGUCAUGGUCUAACAAUUCUUCCUCUAUACACAAGGCCAGCAUAGGCAACAUCAUGUUUGUUUUAUGUACAGCUUGGUAUUUUGUUUACCAUGAGCAAAGAUACUUCUGGGAAUGGCUGGAGGUGGCCAUGUUUACUAAGGUGAAUCCUAGGUAACUCCUGUGUUUGCAUUCCAUUGCUUGGCUUUCCUCAAGUCUUUGACUUUGUCCCUAGGAAGUCACGUAAAAAGGGACUGAGCAUUGUUUCAGCUUGUUGCAGCAGUUUUUUCAUGUGUUCUCUCUUAAAAUGCAAAUAAAGAUUGCUUCCAUAGAGGGUGCUCAUGUAA
This is a messenger RNA of Nannospalax galili (Upper Galilee mountains blind mole rat), 3469 nucleotides long. RefSeq names its product ankyrin repeat domain 13A (gene Ankrd13a). Lineage: Eukaryota; Metazoa; Chordata; Mammalia; Rodentia; Spalacidae. Gene Ontology annotation, molecular function: protein binding. Gene Ontology annotation, cellular component: cytoplasm. The record is from RefSeq and is a predicted model, not a curated record.